AUGCCCUUUAGGCACAAACGCAAACCUGCGGCUGAAGAGCCGGAAUCUCAAUCCAUUCACUCCUCCCCAGACACGUCCUCAUCCUCUUCUUCCGCGGCCCGCUCCACCCUCUCCCGCCGCCUCUCCCUCUCCCGCACACUCUCCUCGCUGCGUCCCAAACCAUCCGACCCCAACUCCCCUCCCGCCGUCAGCCCCCCCAGCCGCGGCAUCGGCGCCCAUGUCCACAAGAUCACAACCACAGCCGGGAUCCCUUUCAACAAGGCCGCGAACCUCGUCGGCGCAGAGGGAUGGUUCCCGCAAACCAUGCCUCGCGAGUGCGCCAAAGCUGCUCGCAUCCUCCAGUCUUUUACCGACCAGCCCCUCGGCGACACGGAACCGGCUCCCUCCCACGGCCGUAACGAGCCCUUCCAUCCCCUUGGGAUCACCCGCCGCUCCGUCGUUGCGAUCCCCCACCAGGUCCUCGCCCACUGCGCCGGCCUCGCCAUCUUCAAUACCCUCCGCGCGGGUGCCUACAUGGGCUCCCUCGCCGCGGGCUCUGGCCUCGUUGUCGCUCGCCGCCCAGACGGGACCUGGUCCCCUCCGUCGUCCUUCGUCGUCUCCACGCUGGGUGCGGGUUUCAUGUUUGGCCUCGACAUCUAUGACUGCGUCCUGGUGCUCAACACCGCCGCCCAGGUCGCGGCCUUUGCGCACCCGCGCGUGUCGCUCGGCGCGGAGACAUCCAUAGCCAUCGGCCCCGUGGGCACGGGCGGAGCCGUAGAGGCGGCGUUAUCAAGGACCUCGCGGUCAAUGUACAGCUACAUGAAGUCCCGCGGUUUGUGGGCGGGCGUACAGGUCGACGGCACCAUCAUCCUCGCAAGGCAGGACUGUAACGGGGUGGCGUACAAUGACCGCAAGAUCUCGGCGCGGAGGAUCUUACAGACGCAGGCGGAGUGGCCUGAGGGUCGUUGCCGCUGUGGCAGACGCUGA
Molecule: messenger RNA, 966 nt
Organism: Colletotrichum spaethianum
Lineage: Eukaryota; Fungi; Ascomycota; Sordariomycetes; Glomerellales; Glomerellaceae
Product: SH3 domain-containing protein
Exons: 1
Coding region: 1-966 (321 amino acids)
Molecular function (GO): phosphatidylinositol binding
Source: RefSeq, a predicted model, not a curated record